CAAAUAAAUAGUAAAGGGGCGGCGGCGAUACUUCGAUCCCAACGCGUUUGCUCGCCUCUUGAUGGCGGACCCCGACAACACCCCGUGUGAGCCGCCUAUGGUCCGUCGCCGUCGCCGUCGCCGUCGCCGUCGCCGUCGCCGCCGCAGCUCAAUUGGACGCCGCCGUAAUGAUGUGCAGCAGCAGGAUGGCUCAGCGGAGGACCGCCUCACUUCCCUCCCCGAAGGCCUCCUCUUCUGCGUCCUCUCCUUCCUCCCCAUCAAGCAGUGCGUCGCCCUCUCGGCCCUCUGUUCCGACUUCCGCCGCCGCCUCCCUUCCCUCAUACCCCGACUCGACACCUUCAGCCUUUACGUCGUCGGCGAUGUCAUCCCCCAAGAGCACACCUUCCCCCGCGCCCUGAUCCGCCAAUGCCACAUCCGCUUCUCCGACGUCACAUAUUUAUCCAAACGCCCCGAGCGGCUGCUCGUCAAGGAUCUCGUCGAGUCGGGCGUCCAAGAUCUCACCCUCGAAUGCUCCAACGAGCAUUGGAUUAAUACCAGCUUCAGGAGAAAUUGCAGGUUCUUGGGCAUCAGGUCGCUGAGGAGUCUCUCCUUGCACAGAAUCACGGUCCGCCACCGUCCGCCAAUUGCCUGCACCCUUCUCACCUUCCUCAAAAUGGAAUAUUGCAGCCUUCUCGACCAUGAUUUCCUGUUCACCUUGCUCGCCUCCUGCCCUUUCCUCGAGACUCUGCAUUUCUUGAGUUGCCACAACUUAAACAUGAGCAAACUAAGCAUCCACUCCGCCUCCAUCAAGCAUCUAGUCGUAUUAUACAAGACUCUAAUCUUCCCCGCCAUCGACAUCCACUGCCCAAAGCUUGAGUCGCUCACCGUCAACACCACUGCGCUGCGCAUUGAAGCGCCCAAGGUCCGGAACGCGUCAUUACUGCUUAGCCUCAAUCCACAUGCAGAUCCUUCAAAUGCAUUGAUGGAGUUUCUCGGAACUCCUCCUUUUCGAACAGCUGUUUUUCAAAUGACGGCCGUUUGUCUCAUGCUGAAGCUGAAUUCUAGCACAAUCCCAAACAUAUUAGCAGCAGAAAAAGAACUUGAUAGAUUUAUUUAUCCGGAAAUCAAAGGGUACGCCGUGAUCUUCAACUUUGACUUCAAUCUGAAAGAUCAAUCAUCAUCAAUGAUAUUAACCCAGCUGCUCCAGGCGUACAAUGAUUAUAAUUCUGUGUUUGAUAUACAGAGCACCAAUGAAACUGUUGUUUCCGAGUACGCCGUGAUCUUCAACUUUGACUUCAAUCUGAAAGAUCAAUCAUCAUCAAUGAUAUUAACCCAGCUGCUCCAGGCGUACAAUGAUUACAAUUCUGUGUUUGAUAUACAGAGCACCAAUGAAACAACAAGGGUCGAUCACUUGCUUCAUGGCUCUACCGACGUAGAACUAAUUAAAUUACAAAUGAGAAUGCCCGAGAAGACGUUUGAAGGGUUUCUCUCGAAUCCGGAGAAGAUGGAGGAAUUAAAGCAAGUGGUAUUGCAAAAGCUGAGAAGUCGCACCAGCAGAGAGUAG
Zingiber officinale is the source of this 1543-nucleotide messenger RNA. Its product is annotated as F-box/FBD/LRR-repeat protein At3g26920-like. Gene Ontology annotation, molecular function: protein binding. The coding region runs from base 62 to 1543 and encodes 493 amino acids. The record is from RefSeq and is a predicted model, not a curated record. The transcript has 3 exons. NCBI's taxonomy places the organism in Eukaryota, Viridiplantae, Streptophyta, Magnoliopsida, Zingiberales, Zingiberaceae.